This is a messenger RNA of Pseudocercospora fijiensis CIRAD86, 723 nucleotides long. RefSeq lists its product as uncharacterized. The record is from RefSeq and is a predicted model, not a curated record. The coding region runs from base 1 to 723 and encodes 240 amino acids. NCBI's taxonomy places the organism in Eukaryota, Fungi, Ascomycota, Dothideomycetes, Mycosphaerellales, Mycosphaerellaceae. The transcript has a single exon. Gene Ontology annotation, molecular function: protein binding.
AUGGCUGCAGCUACCGCAGUCUUUGGCACAGCUGAGCUGUCGGAGAUGAUCUUGCUUCACCUUCCAAUGCGAGAUCUGCUGCGUGUCCAGCGAGUCGACAAGGACAUCAAUGCGGUCAUCAGCGGCUCGAAGGCUUUGCGACGCAAGCUCUUCUUUGAGAGUGCUCCGGGCGGGCCGCUGACGCAUUUCUUGAAUCGUAAUGGGACUAUCUCCAGCUACAGUUCCGGCGAGCGGGCCAUUUAUAAGAAGCGUGUGCGCAAUCUGCCCGAAGGCAUGGAAGAGGCAAUGAAGUUCGAUGAGAUGUGGCACAAAGGCAAAGACGCGCCAGGUGUGCCAGUGCCAGUCGAACUGAAUCCUGUCUUCGCGUAUGCCAUGCGGGAAGUUGAGAGAGCGAUGAUGGCUGGCAACUUCACUCAAGCCUCUUUGCCGUCCUCCUGGCGUAGGCCCGAGGCUUCCUGGCGUCGGAUGAAGAUGACACAGCCUUCUACAGAAUUCACGCUAUUCAUCCAAUACUGGAGCGUUCGUGUUUCUAAGACCGUUGCAACGCUUCCCGUGCGUCCUGAUACAGAUCUGGGCCAGCUUGUGGACACGAUAUAUGAGCGGCCAUACAUCGACAGCAUCAAAAAAUCGGUCAAAUCAUUCAUCAAGAGGAAAACUUUGCGGGACAUUCAUUUCGUACCGGCGUUUUCUUACCUAUGGGACUUGGCCAGAUGGAAGAGCUAG